AUGAAGGCUGAUGAGCCCAUUAUCUUCAGUAAAUUACUCUUCUGCAUCCAAGAGAUCAACACUGACGAAGAACUUGUAGCAUCGUCAAAGGAAGAACCGAUUUGUCUCCAACGGGGUACAUAUUACCCAUGCGUAAUUACCAACUGCCAGCAUGUCGACGGCCUCGCGCUGGCCUGCCACUCAACUUGUGCAGCAGAGGGUCUGCCGUCUUCGAAAACCUUGGAGGUGACCACCUGGGACCCAGGGUUUGAGUUACCAAUUGCACAAUCGGCUGAUCUCAAGCGCCAUCUAGCAUCUAAAAGGGCCUCAAGGCGCGACCUGGUGCGUUCAACUUUACAAGCAAAAGAGAAGAUGAUCGAGGCUUCAAGCAGUCAAGUGAAAACCUCAUCACGUAUAUGGGCAACGUACGUGAAACUACACGGCGAGACGUAUGUCUCAGCGCUGAGCAAUAAUCAUGGGGAUGACCUUGUUUACGAUCCGGGAUCGAAAGCAAUAGAAGAUAUUAUUUACGUUAGACGAGGCCCCUUGGGCGUGAAGAGGAUUGUCGUCGCGUGCUCAACAGAGACUCUGGAGAUGGAGAAUCAUCCACUGGACUGGUGGCAGGUCCUGCCGCUGGUUGAAGACUCUGUACUCCAUUUCGAGUUUGAUGGACUCAAACUCCGCAAUAUUCAAGAAGCCGAACGAGGGAUUUGUCGACCGGCAUUAUGGUCAGCCCCGUUCUGUCGAAAAGAUCUCAUCCGUUUCAUUGUGACACACUCAUCGAAGCCAUCUAGAUUUAAUCGCGUCAAGAUCAAUGACCCUGAAACGACAGGAUACUCGGUAGCGUGGAACCCCUUUCAACUAGCGCUCAAGAUUGUGAGGCAUACAGCCGCGGAUGAUUUGUCGUGCUACGCCGAACUGCCUCAAGACAUGACGACAUGGCUGCACUUCCCUAUGGGCCGCGGCGAAUUCCUUCAGGAGAUUUGGCGUCGAGAGCACACACACUGUUGCCGAACAGAGAUUGAUUUGGUGCUGGUGACUACAGCUGGUCGCGUGCAUGUGUUAGGGAAGCACCCAAUACCAGGCCAUACAUAUGUCCAUACACGCAUUACUGCACUUCGAAGGGAGCCGGAUUAUAUCUACAUUGAUGAUUCGGCUGGGAUACUCGAGCUGGCUCUCAACCCAGCACCACCGGAAAUUGAAGACCCGUUUGGCAGCCUGAAUUUGCCGGUCUCGACGUCCCAGUACCCGAAAGGCACUUCUGCCGAGAGCUACUUUUACACGUCUGCAUCUCUCGAUGACCUGGAUUUCUUGGAGCCGUGUAAUGUCAAUGGCGUCACCACCGGCGUGCUUUUGCACUAUUGCGACGGAUCACGAGCAGUCGUAGGGCAAGUCAGGCUGGACAGACUGAGCAAUAAGCAGCAUGUGCCCCGCGAUGCAACGAUCCGAUUUGUUAUCACUCGGAACAUAGCCCAAUGCCCGAAAGUCCGCGGCGUUUUGGUCUUGACGGCUGAUAUGCAUGAGCAGAUUCCUCCCGUGAACGACGGGUUGGAGUUGGAGGUUGCUUGUCAGGGUAGGUUAGAGUGGUGGUAUACUUUGAGGCAGUGCCAGCUUGCGUACGAGGGACGGGCUAGUGCAUCGGUAGUAUAGCAGCGUUUGAAGAGUAUGGGGUGCUUGCGCUGUCA
Molecule: messenger RNA, 1664 nt
Organism: Trichoderma atroviride IMI 206040
Lineage: Eukaryota; Fungi; Ascomycota; Sordariomycetes; Hypocreales; Hypocreaceae
Source: RefSeq, a predicted model, not a curated record